CCGUAUUUAGUCGAAUUAGUAUUCGCCCAACCGCCGAAGUUGUAAGAUAUUGUCUGUAAUCAUGGUGCAUAAGUUGGUGCUGGUGGCCGUGUUGGCCCUAGCAGCGGUGACGCUUGCCGAAAAGAAGCCAAUCUCCGUUGCGCCCUUAGUGGAUAAGCUUUCGAAUGCCAACCCGAUGCCCAAGAUCCCGGAAGGGUACAAAUCGGAAAAUGCAAGGACCACCGGACACUUGUUCCGCACCCGUGUCGACCACUUCAAUCCGCAAAAACGUGAAACCUUCCAGUUCGAAUACUUCUCCAACGAUGAGUACUACCGGCCAGGAGGACCGAUCUUCGUAGUUGUAGGUGGAAACCACGCAAUUUCUCCGUACUUCCUUGAACAUGGACACUUCCACGACGUUGCGCACUACGAAAAUGCCUGGAUGUUCACCAACGAGCACCGUUUCUACGGCAACAGUAUGCCGACUGAAGAUCUCUCGGUUGAGAAUCUCCGUUACCUGACCGUCGAACAGGCGAUGGUUGAUUUGGCUGAAUGGAUCUUCCACCUGCGUAACUCCGUCGUCCGUGACCCCAAUGCUCGAGUUAUUCUGCUGGGAACUGGAUACUCCGGUGCUAUUGCCACCUGGAUGCGUCAACGAUAUCCUCACCUGGUUGAGGGUGCCUGGGUUUCCAGUGGACAAAUCGAAGCCCGUUUCAACUUCAAGGAAUACGCCGAGGAAGUUGGAGAGGUUAUCCGUGACUUUGGAUCCGACGAAUGUUACAGUCAAAUCUGGAGAGCCUUCCGUACCGCUGAGAACCUGAUCGAUGCCGGAUUGGGCUCUACGGUGGCAGAUCUGUUCAACACCUGUGAACCUAUCUACGUAGAUGAUAUAACCAUGUUGGACGUGGAGACAUUCUUCUGGCACGUCAAAACUGCUCUGCAGAGGGCAGUCUUGGAAGAGCAGGACACUGAAACUACGGAGGAGCUUUGCGAGCAGUUGAACAACAGCACUGAGGUCACUGAUCUGCAGACAAUCGCCAACUGGGUUCAUGAUUUCUAUGAUUUCCUGGAUUGCAUGCCUUUCGACUUCGAUGCCGCUAUCGAUGCUCAUCAGUAUGUUGAUCCUAAAGUUCCGGAGAAUGCCGUCUAUGGUCUGCGUCAGCGUACCUAUCAACUCUGCACGGAAUUCGGAUGGUUCUUGACCGCGGAUUCGCAUGAUCAGCCAUUUGGCUAUCGAGUAUCCAUGUACUUCUUCUUGAACAUUUGCAGAGCCAUCUACGGUAAUUGGCUAUAUAGUGAAGUCGUUUACGAUGGUAUUCACUUGACGAACAUGCACUUCGGUGGCAAGAAUCCACGUAUCUCUAAUGUGCUGUUCACCAAUGGCGGUUUGGAUCCUGUCCGCGAUGUGUCCAUCACCGAGUACUAUCUGCCCGGAUCUGGUGCCAUCGUCAUCCCCGGAUACUUUGGUAGUGAAGACGUUCACUCCAUCAGCGGCUACAACUCACCUGAAAUGCUUGAGGCCAAACACUCUAUCCAUACAUUCAUUGAAAGCUGGUUGUGGGAACCAAUUGUACCAAUAUAAUGAUAUUAGGUAAAAUGUAUGUAUUUUACGUAUUGAGGAAAAUACAGAAUGUUUAAAAGUA
Messenger RNA from Aedes albopictus (Asian tiger mosquito), 1622 nucleotides. RefSeq names its product putative serine protease K12H4.7. Bases 62 to 1561 code for a protein of 499 amino acids. Gene Ontology annotation, molecular function: serine-type exopeptidase activity; dipeptidyl-peptidase activity. Gene Ontology annotation, biological process: proteolysis. The transcript has a single exon. The record is from RefSeq and is a predicted model, not a curated record. Lineage: Eukaryota; Metazoa; Arthropoda; Insecta; Diptera; Culicidae.